ACAACAUUCGAUUCUACACACAAACGACAGCAUUCGUACAAUUACAAGCAUAAGCAUUUUCGUUCGCUAGCGUCGCACGCUCGAGCAUUUCGCAAUGCAGCGCCUGUCGUCGCGAGCUUCGCGAGGCAUUCGUUCUUCGCUGAAGCUCCUCCGCCAUGCGCCGCCGUCGCCAGCAUCUCCUGCUGCUUCCCCUUCUUCUUUCGUGCCCAGAUGCUGCUUCGCUGUGUCGACUCUGCAAACGCGGUCGAACCUCCAAAAGACGCAGCGGCCAGCGAUCCCGGGGGAUUUCUUGAGAUGGGCUGCGCUCGGCUCCUGCAGAGCGUCGAGAUUCGCCACCGGGUUCGCGCCGCUGGAGCCCAAGCCGUUGGAUUCGAUCAUGGACGUGGGGAGAGUGAAGGACCGGUCGGCCGAGGAGAUAGCCUCGGUUUGGGACGAUUAUCACCUUGGGCGGGGUCAUGUUGGCACCUCUAUGAAGGCAAAACUUUAUCAUCUGCUAGAGCAAAGAUCAGUUGAUUGCCGAUAUUUUGUCAUUCCUUUAUGGAGAGGAAGUGGUUAUACGACGAUGUUUGCUCAAGUACAAAUGCCCCACAUGCUUUUCACCGGUCUUGAAGAUUACAAGGCAAGAGGAACUCAAGCAUCUCCUUACAUGACUGUCACUUUAUACACGGAGUUCGCAGAGAGCAAGGACUUGGUUCUUAUUCGUGGAGAUGUUGUGUUCACAAGCAAGCUGAGCGAUUCAGAGGCAAAAUGGCUUCUGGAGACAACCCAGUCCUUCUAUUUGAACGACACGAGGUACAGGCUGGUUGAGCGGUUCAACAAACAGACGCGGGAUUUCGAAUUCAAGGAUGUUUUGCAAGCAUUGGACAUGCCCACUCUGUAAUCUCCCUUUGCAGAGGUGAUAUAUGGUACUGUGACUUUGAAUGUGGACUCCUGAGACAGAGGAAUCUUUUUCAAGCGGCCGUAGUGAUAAAGUCAAGUCAUCGACUGAAGAUGACUUAGGAAAUCGUCAAUCUGAUUCGUGAGUCGAUGCUGACUGGUUGACGGUCGCUGUUGAUGAUUCUUGAGCAAACAUAUACAUGCAACAAGUGAUUUCGAACAGGGCGUUUAAGAUUUUGA
Syzygium oleosum is the source of this 1116-nucleotide messenger RNA. RefSeq lists its product as uncharacterized. The coding region runs from base 95 to 880 and encodes 261 amino acids. The transcript has 4 exons. Gene Ontology annotation, cellular component: mitochondrion. The record is from RefSeq and is a predicted model, not a curated record. Gene Ontology annotation, biological process: mitochondrial proton-transporting ATP synthase complex assembly. Lineage: Eukaryota; Viridiplantae; Streptophyta; Magnoliopsida; Myrtales; Myrtaceae.